Molecule: messenger RNA, 1150 nt
Organism: Manduca sexta (tobacco hornworm)
Lineage: Eukaryota; Metazoa; Arthropoda; Insecta; Lepidoptera; Sphingidae
Exons: 3
Coding region: 267-926 (219 amino acids)
Source: RefSeq, a predicted model, not a curated record
UCUGAGUUUUCUCAUUUUACUAUUUUCACGAAGGAUGUCGAAACCUAGUAUCAAAAAAUAUUUUUUUUAUGGUGAUUGGUAAUUACAACAAUGGCAAAUUGAUACAUUGUCUAUGGCAUAGUUGAUAGUAUAGAGAAUGUAGAGGAAAAUAAACGAUCCAUUCAUUUGAAUUUUGAAUUGUUAUUGUUGUCGUUUAUAUUUCAUGCACUGUACCUAAAUUGAUUAAAAUAAAAAAGGUAUACUUACAUACUUAAUAAAUAAGCGACAUGGGUGAAAAUGUUGAAGAUUGUGGUACUGGUGAUGAUGUCAACAGAACAAGCUCAGAAAAUAUGGCUUUCGAUAACUUUGUGAUUCUAAAAGAAUUCGGGAAUAUAGUAAACCUAGUAAAAGAUGAAGACUUUCUCGAAACAGUUCCAAAAGCCAAACUGAGGCGAGUAAAAUGGGUUCCCAUGUUCAGUUGUCUAAAACAGGGUAUUUUUGAUGAAAUGGUACAGGAAUUGAGUUCCCUGUGGGAAUACGAAAAUAUGCCUGAGAAAUUUGAAGUACUGGAAAAACAAAAAGAGAAAUAUACAGAAAUUGAUGAAAACGCAACUCUAUGGAGACCACAACUUGGAAAUGUAAAAUCUCAGUUGAAAGCUAGUGAUGCCGCCAAUUUGCGGAAACAAAAGAUUUUGUUGGAAUCUCUAGCUAAAGAAUAUGAGACAAGAGUUAAUAAGUUAAAGAAAGUCCUAUCUGCAAGGCGGGGUUAUCUUAAAGCCUUACAAAUGGACAUUCAAAAAUACCAGAAGAAAAAUGAAGAUUUUAUAAUAAAAAUUAAUGAAAAAUAUGAAAAUCAUGAGAACUUACUUAAAACAAUAGGUAUUGAAAAGUGUGAUGAAGAUGUUUGCUGGACAGACAAAGAUUUGGAAAAUAAUGAAAUAAAUUGAUGAAAUUAUUAUUUGAAUAAAAUUUAUAUUUCAGAAAAAAUUGUACACACCUGAGAAAAAAACAAUACAACAAAUUUUUCUUAAUGUAAUUGUUUCGAAAUACUUUUUCCUAAUAGUAGAAGAAAAUAGAGCAUAAAUUUUGAAAGUGUCAAGUGAUACUGAUAAUAUAAUUAUUCUAAAUCUUGCUAUUGUAUUAGCUAAAUAUUAUACAGUUUACAAAAUAA